AACCUGACAGCGAUCGAAGUGGCUUGCGUUUCUCGGCCACGGAUGAUCGCGCCUGGUAUUUUUAUUCCUAUGGAAAAGUGCACGAUUAUCGCCGACGGUGUGCUUACGCUUUAAAGAAAUGGUGUGAGCAUUGAGCUGGUGAGAGACAGACACCAGGAGCCCGUCCGACGCCGAGCUGUCUGGUAAGAGCUGGGCCCCUCGAACCCGGGGCCUGAAGGCCGAGCAGAGCGUGGCGUGAAGAGAGAGCAGCAAUGCCCCCACCCUCUGACAUCGUGAAGGUGGCCAUCGAGUGGCCCGGGGCCAACGCUCAGUUCAUCGAGAUCGACCAGAAGAAGCCGUUGUCCUCCAUCGUCCGGGAGGUGUGUGACGGCUGGUCUCUGUCAAGCUCGGAGCAGUUUGCGCUGCGCUACGCCGACGGCCCACAGCUGUAUAUCACUGAGCAGAGCCGUGGGGAAAUCAAGAAUGGCACCAUCCUACGACUGGCCAUAUCUCCGACCCGUGCCGCGAGACAGCUCCUGGAGAGGAUCCAGUCCCACGGGAUCGACGCACGCCUCGAGGCCCUGAAGGAGCUGGCCAAGCUAUCUGCCGACCCAACCUUCGCUACCGAGUUCAUCAACCUGGAGGGCAUCGGGACCCUGGCCCGCCUGGUGGAGAGCGGCACGCACUUCGGCGAGAUGCUGGCCUUCACUCUGACUGCCUUCCUGGAGCUCAUGGACCAUGGCAUCGUGUCCUGGGACCUCAUCUCUCUGUCCUUCAUUAAGCAGAUCGCCGGCUACGUCAACCAGCCCAUGGUGGACGUGUCCAUCCUGCAGCGCUCGCUGGCCAUCCUGGAGAGUAUGGUGCUGAACAGCCACAACCUCUACCACCGGGUGGCGCAAGAGAUCACCGUGGGACAGCUCAUCGCGCACCUGCAAGUGUCCAAUCAGGAAAUCCAGACGUAUGCCAUCGCUCUCAUCAAUGCCCUGUUCCUCAAAGCCCCUGAGGACCGGCGCCAGGAGGAACAUAUUAACCUGCAGGACCUCCGCCUCACCGAAAUGGCAAGCAGCCUGGCCCAGAAGCACCUGAGGUCCAUCAUCCUCAACCACAUCAUUCACGGGAACCGGCCAAUCAAAGCCGAGAUGGCGCAUCAGCUGUACGUGCUGCAGGUGCUCACCUUUAAUCUCCUGGAGGAGCGCAUGAUGACCAAGAUGGAUCCCAGUGAUCCGACGCAGAGGGACAUCAUCUUCGAGCUGCGCCGGAUCGCAUUUGACGGGGCCAAUGACCCCGGCAACACGGAGAAACGCAAAGCCAUGCACACGAAGGACUACAGGAUGCUGGGCUUCACGAACCAUGAGAACCCAGCUGUGGACUUCAUGCAGACCCCCCCGGGGGUGCUGGCGCUGGACAACAUGCUGUACCUGGCCAGGCUGCACCAGGACACCUACAUUCGGAUCGUCCUGGAGAACAGCAGCCGUGAGGACAAGCACGAGUGUCCCUUCGGCCGCUGCGCCAUCGAGCUGACGCGCAUGCUCUGUGAAAUCCUUCAAGUGGGUGAGCUGCCGAAUGAGGGAUGCAAUGACUACCACCCCAUGUUCUUCACGCACGACCGGGCCUGGGAGGAGUUCUUCUGUGUCUGCAUCCAGCUGCUCAACAAGACCUGGAAGGAGAUGAGAGCUACAGUGGAGGACUUCAACAAGGUCAUGCAGGUGGUCCGGGAGCAAAUCACCAGAGCCCUGGCCAUGAAGCCGUCGUCACUGGACCAGCUGAAGAGCAAACUGCGGGGACUCAACUACUCGGAGAUACUGCGCCUGAGACAGUCUGAGCGAAUGAGCCAGGAUGACUUCCAGUCCCCACCAAUCAUUGAGCUACGUGAGCGCAUCCAACCUGAGAUCCUAGAGCUGAUCAAGCAGCAGCGUCUCAACCGGCUGUGUGAGGGAAGCUGUUUCCGGAAAGUCGGAAACCGCCGGCGGCAAGACAAGUUCUGGUUCUGCCGCCUGUCCCUCAAUCACAAGGUGCUGCACUAUGGCGACCUGGACGAGCCCCCCCAGGGUGAAGUGCCUUACGAACUGCUCACCGAUAAGAUACCUGUGUCUGACAUAAAGUCUGUGGUGACAGGGAAGGAUUGUCCUCACAUGAAGGAGAAGACUGCACUGAGGCAGAACAAGGAUGGUCUAGAACUUGCUUUCUCCAUCCUCUAUGACCCUGAUGAAGCUCUGAACUUUGUCGCCCCAAACAAAUAUGAGUACUGCAUCUGGAUCGACGGGCUGUGCGCGCUGCUGGGCAGGGAGAUGGGCAGCGACCUCACACGCAGCGACCUUGACACACUCAUCAGCAUGGAGAUGAAGCUCCGCCUCCUGGACCUGGAGAACAUCGCCAUUCCCGAGGCCCCGCCCCCCGUGCCAAAGGAGCCCAGCACCUACAACUUCACCUACAAUUAUGGCUGAAGGCGUGGGUGGGAGGGCUUAGGAAGGGUGAGGGAAGGGGGAAGAAGAGAGAUUCAGCCCCCGCCCCUACAGGCCUCCUCUGUAACACUAUGUAAGAGGAGAACUUCAGUGGGGCAAAGAAAAAUGAAACCAUUUUGACAAUAUGCAGUCUCUUCUCGAUUCAUGCCCUUACAUGUGUUUCUAAAAGGGUUGUUCUAUUAAUACCGUAAUCCAACACUAUUGAGCCUUAUCAGCUGCAGUAUCAAGAUUUGUCAAGUAUUUUUUUAAUUUAAUUUUUUUUUCUUGCGUUAAUCCAUGGCUUUACCAAUGUUCUAACCAAGCUGUUCCGCAGCUUAUCCGCGUUGACCGGUACUGUAGAGGUUGGGUCUUUCUAAGGUUACUGUCACCAGUAGCUGUCCCUUUUCUGUCCGCUAAUUCUGUACUAAUCUCCAUUGAUUUUAUUAUGCAGAAUAGAUUCUAUUUUUGUAAAGGAAUAUAUGAACCGAGCCCAGCAUUGAAAGGGAUCUUUAUUCUGAGUAACCUCAGCCUUUCAGCCUGAUGUCCUUUGAAAAUGUGUGGAAAAAGCGUGUAUAGACACCUUCUUCAUAAUUCUCAGAUAGCUAUAUAAUGAAUUGCCUGUUUGUUUGAUGUAAACACUAGAAAUCUACAACAUCCUCGUUAUCUGCCCUCUGUAAACGCUGUAGUUGCCCCUGUGGACUGUGUGUUGAACCGCUGUACAAAGACCAGCUACCAUGAAAUCGUCACAAUGGUCCUCAGCAAGACUGAUUUGCCUUUUGCACAGUAAUUGUUGAGAGGUGUAAGUGAGAAAAGUGAGUAUAAGAACAAUAAAGUAAAAAUAGACAAAACAGUCACCUGCGAUAUAUAUUAAAAAUAAAUUGAGAAGAACACUAUAUUAGAGCCUGUGUGGUUGAGAUGGGAGGUAUGUCAUUCCUGCAAGUCUUUUGUUACAUUAAAGUUCAUUGCAUGAAGUGCAUCUGCUUUUUGUAGCUCCUGGCUACACCUGAGGGGUGUUCCACAAAACAGGAUUUCUCACUUAGCAGGGUUAAAUUAAGCUGAAGUCAUGAUUGUUCAAUAAAAGUUUAGGUAAGGAGCAUUCCUAUUGGACUUCUGACUUCUGUCUUAAGCUAACUGAGAAGCCCUGCGUUGCGGAAUGCUACCCAGGUGAACCUCAGUGUGGGGUGGUACCUGGCUGUAGCCUGUAAUUUAACAUGUUAGCUUUGGGUAUGGACAUCUAUAUGCAUUGUGAUGUCGCCCCUUAUGACACAUUGCUCUGUGCCAGUGUGGUAAUUUAUGUAUGAAGCCUAUAUUCUGCAGUCACGGAGGAUGAUGUAUGAAACAUCUCCAUGGGACAUGGGAGUCAAAGUAAACCACGUCUAUGAUCGCAUGGAUCUGUGUGUAACCCGUGUGUGUGCUUGCGGAUUCACAUGGUUCGACAUUUUUCCUGGUCUAAGUUGUGACGGCAUGAGUUCUGCCUACCAACGCCAUCAAUUCUCUAAGGCUUUACAAGCAACACAUUGCUUAGAAAUUGUGAAAUGGAGUGUGGCUGGUUUAUUCCUGCUGGUCAGAUUUGUGUUGCCUGUUUUUUUUUUCUCUUCUCAUAAAGAGACCUUCUGUAGCAGUCCUGAGUAAUAUAAAUGUGUGUAUGUGAUCAGCCAAAAAGGGGCGCUGAGGAGCCCUUGGACUCUUGCUUUGUGGUCAGACUUCUCCUGCAAAGUAGCAGGUACCCUAAUGUUUACAGAACUAGAAGUCUAACAAAAACGUUGUAGGUCUGCAUGCCAGGAGGGGACAUUUUUGUUGUACCCACAAGAAAGUUAAAUAUUCUAAUCUAUAAUUCUGAUCUAUAAAUACAUACAGCGAUUUUAUAAAUGGGUUAAAAUGCUGAACUGUAAGCCUUAAAUUGCUUUUGGAUAUUGCGGAGUAACAGAGUGAUUGUUAUAGUGAUAAAAAUACAAAAUAAUGUUUUCUUCCUAGGCCUGUCAUGUGUUCUGGGAACUCAUUCUGAUAGGCUUAUAAAGAAAUAGUCUGACCAUAGGACUUUUUAAACGUUUUGCAAUCUCUAACACAGGGUGCCUAAUCUAAACUGCACAGACACAUCCCACCGCAUGAACAAGAUACUUCUAAAGAAUAUACUGACAUUAUGGAGCUUCUUUAGCAGAGUUUUUCCGCUUCUGGUCACCCCAUUCCAAAGACAUUACAGGUUCCCCAGCUGUAAUACCCAAAAGGUGUAUAAUGUCAUAACAGAUACUGUGUUGAUCUGCUAUAACAAAGGGACUCGUUAAGGGAAAUCUGUUAUAUACAAUCUAAGGGACCGGACAUUGUAUAGUGGCUGUGAAUUUUGGUACCAUUUAACAUUAUUUCAUACUUAAGUAAUUUCUUGUGAAUGCUAGUAGUUAUAGUGAAUGACAUGAGGUGUUGAAAUAAAAUAUAUUGUAUAACCAUACAUAUAUGCAUAAAUAUAUAUACAUAUAUAUAUAUAUCUAUAAAUAUAAAUCUGUAUAUUUUGUGUUGCCUUACUGAGACAAUUGUACCGAGUGAAUAAAUCAAAGUUCUACUGUU
Molecule: messenger RNA, 4979 nt
Organism: Paramormyrops kingsleyae
Lineage: Eukaryota; Metazoa; Chordata; Actinopteri; Osteoglossiformes; Mormyridae
Source: RefSeq, a predicted model, not a curated record